AUGGCAGAACGGCAGAGCUGCAAGCAACUCAUUAUCAAAGUCAUCCAUAUUGUGCUAGAAUUUGUCGCAUUUAUAUGCUGCCUAGUAGCCGUUUGCGAUGACAACCACAACCAUGGAUGUUUUCAUAAGCAUGGUUGGCAAUGGCCAUUUGCUUUUGCGACCUGCUGCAUCAGUCUAAUUUGGUGGAUAUUUUCGAUUAUUCUUGGGUUCUGUAAAUGUUGUUCUUGGGGUGGGCAAUCUACCUUUGUCAGGGAUAAAUACAUAGGGUACUUUCUGCGUAUUUUUUCUUCGGAGGAUUUUUCGAAAAAAUUACGAAUAAUAUCCCUAAAAGAUAUGUUCAUGUGGGGACUCCUCUACCACUUCGUCUUUGCAUCUUGUUGGAUAACUGUCGCCAAAAACAGUGCUCCUCAUGUUUCCGCGAACUGCUUCUGGUGGUUUGACUUCUGUGUCUUCGCAUUUGAAGCUAUUCAGAUGGCUGGGCUGACCGACACUGUUCAAGUAAAGGGCAUCACGGAUCAAGGCGCUCCGAAAGUGAACAAAUAA
Molecule: messenger RNA, 543 nt
Organism: Oikopleura dioica
Lineage: Eukaryota; Metazoa; Chordata; Appendicularia; Copelata; Oikopleuridae
Source: the annotation of a GenBank genome assembly